Molecule: messenger RNA, 2559 nt
Organism: Uncinocarpus reesii 1704
Lineage: Eukaryota; Fungi; Ascomycota; Eurotiomycetes; Onygenales; Onygenaceae
Exons: 5
Coding region: 1-2559 (852 amino acids)
Biological process (GO): monoatomic anion transmembrane transport; polyphosphate metabolic process; phosphate ion transport
Cellular component (GO): membrane
Molecular function (GO): phosphate transmembrane transporter activity
Source: RefSeq, a predicted model, not a curated record
AUGAAGUUCUCGCACAGCAUCCAGUUCAACGCUGUGCCGGAUUGGAGCGAGAAUUAUAUUGCGUACAGCAAUUUGAAGAAAUUAAUAUAUUCUCUCGAGAAGCAAGUUAACCACCCAGAACUCCAAGAAGAUGGGGAAGUCGAGCGCGCUCCCUUACUCGAUAGGCCUCUUGACACGGACUCUAUAUUCAAACGAAUGUUAGACAGCGAGCUGGAGAAAGUAUGUUCUUUUUACCAUGCGAAGGAACAGGAUCUAUUCCAUGAGGUGGAAGAUGUGAUUGGACAAGCAGAGUCCUACAUGGCCGACAGUGUUGGAUAUAAUAUGGAUUACCUCGCCGACUCUAUGGUGAAAUCAAGAACCCUUAGUUUUGGCCGAAUGCCUAGCACCGUUCGCGGCGCAGGUUCCAGUGAACACAGGGCAAGUGCGGCGACCGACUCAGUUGGCGAUGGAAAUACAUACAGAGACGACGACGAUAGCGAAGAUGACGACGAUACAACUGAACUCCCUUCUCGUGAUAUUCGAAGACGCUCAAUGUCGCUAAGAGACCCUGAAGGACGAGAGGCGCUAGAUGGCCACGCAAUAAGCGAUAUGAGUGAUUCUAGGUUCUUAGGGGUAGCUUCUGAUCACGGACACCCUCAAGAUCAUGAUCCUCAUCUGUUAGCCCUCUACAAUGCUGCUGUCAGUUUGAAAAAGCAUAUCAUCAGCCUUUAUGUCUCGCUUUGUGGGCUCAAAUCCUUCAUCCAGUUGAAUCGCACUGGCUUUUCAAAGGCGUUGAAAAAGUACGACAAAAUUCUCGAUCGAAAUUUGAGGCGGGGCUACAUGAACACCUCUGUUUCUACUGCGUAUCCAUUUACGAAUUCUACAAUUAAUCACCUGGAUGACAAAAUUGCUAGAAUCGAGCAGCUUUAUGCGAACACCGUCACCAAAGGUGAUAUUUCCCUUGCGAGACGAGAACUCCGACUACAUCUUCGCGAACAUGUCGUUUGGGAGAGAAAUACCGUUUGGCGGGAAAUGAUUGGGAUUGAACGAAAAGCGCAAGCUGCGAAUAUGGGCAUCCGACGAACACUGCUUGGAGGAGCUCAAGAUGCGGAGGCUGCUCGUCGACAAGGCGACGAGCAAGAGCCUUCAACGAAAGAAAUCGUCACUCCCGUCGGCAGAUGUCCAGUUCCAAGGUGGAUGCUGACAUCAAAUUUUGUAACUUUGGUUGCGAUACUAAUUGUCUUCAUUGUUCUCUUAUCUGUACCAAUUAUGGCCGAACCCGAACAACAAAACUGCCUUGCGAUGCUAAUAUUUGUUAUUCCACUCUUCGUGACCUCCAUCUUGAUCCCCUUUCUUGCUGUUAUCCUUCAGGUGAUGAGAUCCGAAGAGGAUAACUCACGCUUACUGCCCAAAGAUGCUGCAAAAUCCGUUUUUGCUUCCAUGUGGACCUCUGUUAUCAUGUUACUCCUGGGCGGCUUUACAAUUGCCGCCGCUCUAUCCAAACAUGAUAUCGCUCGCCGCAUGGCUACUUUUGUCUUAAGCAAAGCUGGGACCAAGCCCCGGACGGUAUUGGUGACGAAUAUGUUCGUCAGUAUGUUUUUGAGUAUGUGGAUUAGCAAUGUGGCGGCUCCUGUCCUUUGCUACUCGAUUAUUCAGCCCAUGCUUCGAAAUCUCCCACCUGAUUCGCGCUUCUCCAAAGCACUAGUGCUGGGGAUUGCGUUGGCGUCCAACGUGGGUGGUGCUGCUUCUCCCAUUGCGUCGCCUCAAAAUAUCAUUGCAUUGCAGAAUAUGUACCCCCCUAUCAGCUGGGGAACAUGGUUUUUCAUUUCGAUACCCGUCUGCGUCAUCUGCAUCAUGCUCAUUUGGAUCCUUCUUGUUGUUACCUUUCACCCUGGUCGAGGCACAACUAUCGUACCUAUUCGCGCAGUCAAAGAUAAAUUCACCGGUGUCCAGUGGUUUAUCACGAUCGUCACACUCGCCACCAUCGUUUUAUGGUGUGUGAGCCAUCAAAUGGAGAGCACUUUUGGUGAUAUGGGUGUCAUCGCCAUCAUCCCAUUGGUCCUUUUCUUUGGUACUGGCGUUUUGAAUAAGGAAGACUUCAACAAUUUUUUGUGGACAAUCAUCAUUCUCGCAUCUGGUGGCUUGUGUCUCGGAAAAGCAGUCACUUCUUCGGGCCUUUUGCAUACUAUUGCUCGCGGCAUCACAAGCCAGGUCCAGGGAUUUAGCUUGUAUGGAGUUAUGCUGACCUUUGCAUCGUUAAUUCUGGUCAUCGCCACUUUUAUCUCACAUACUGUGGCUGCCCUGAUUCUUCUCCCUCUAGUCCAAGAAGUUGGUGCCGCCAUGGAGCAUCCGCAUCCCAAUCUGUUGGUAAUGGGAGCUGCACUAAUGUGCUCUAUUGCGAUGGGAUUGCCCACCAGUGGCUUCCCAAAUAUGACUGCUAUCAUGAUGGAAGUGCCAGAAACUGGACAGCGGUAUCUUCGGGUAAAACACUUCAUUUCUCGAGGCGUCCCGGCCAGUUUGAUAUCCUUCGCUGUCGUGGUCACCCUUGGAUACGCCUUGAUGUUGGUUGCCGGAUUGUAG